UACAGAUGACAAGUUUAUUAUUCGAUAUUUUCGAGCGUUUUAUUUGUCGCACGAGAUAAAGCUCAUUCAAUGAGUCAUUUUACUACAUAUCUCAAUACAGAUAUAAUCAUAUAGAGCAUUGUUUCGCAAUGCAUUAUAUAUCAAACCAGUUGAUUGUGAUAUUAUUGAACAUACAACAUUUAAUAUUUAUACUUCCAUACAGAAUCAACGACUGGAAAUUAUGGUAGUCAGUAAACAUUCACGUAGAAAUGUGUAUGGAGGAGUUAAAAAUAUAAACAUAAUUAUUUGAUAGGAUAUAUAUAUAAUCUCAUAUUUAACAUUCCCAUCAUGGAUAGUUAUGAUGAUGAAUCAAAGCCGAUUUCAGGUCCAAAAUUACAUAUGUCUGCGCCUAAAAACAUUUUCAGCGAGAUUUCUGCUCUUGAUAUAACAGACAUGCCUAAUGUUGUUAACAGCACUUUGCAAGAUGGGGAAGAGUUGGUUGAUGAAAAUGAUGAAAAAACAGUUGCUUAUGAUUUGGAAUCAAGCAAUCACAAAUUGGAUAUUACAACCAAAAGUGGGGGAUCAGACAUUUCAGGCGUGGAGCACCUAGGACCAAAGUGGAAAAUAAAAAUUGAAGAUUUUCUGGACAAUAAGAAAAAAGAAAAAUCGUUUAAGAGCGAAAAUGAAAUCGAGCUUGAAAAUACAGCAAAACAAAUGAAUCAAAUUGAUAUUGAAUCAAAACCAGAAAACCCAAAGGGUGACACGAUCACGGAGCAAACAAGCUUUACCGAAACUGCACACAACUCAUUUGCAAGUAUACAAAAUGUUAACGAAACAAUCAAACUUGCGAUUACAAAUGACUUGUCCGACAACACCAAUAAAGCUCCUGAGCUAAAGCUGUCUCCACGUUCUAUAAGCUCCUCUAAAUAUGAGAUGGACUUCUCCGAAGUGGUCAUGCCACCAAAGGUGCAAGAGAAGGCGGACAUUUCAGGCGUGGAGCACCUAGGACCAAAGUGGAAAAUAAAAAUUGAAGAUUUUCUGGACAAUAAGAAAAAAGAAAAAUCGUUUAAGAGCGAAAAUGAAAUCGAGCUUGAAAAUACAGCAAAACAAAUGAAUCAAAUUGAUAUUGAAUCAAAACCAGAAAACCCAAAGGGUGACACGAUCACGGAGCAAACAAGCUUUACCGAAACUGCACACAACUCAUUUGCAAGUAUACAAAAUGUUAAUGAAAUAACCAAACUUGCGAUUACAAAUGACUUGUCCGACAACACCAAUAAAGCUCCUGAGCUAAAGCUGUCUCCACGUUCUAUAAGCUCCUAUAAAUAUGAGAUGGACUUCUCCGAAGUGGUCAUGCCACCAAAGGUGCAAGAGAAGGCGGACGUGUUCACACCUGAAGACUCUUGGAUCCGGGUGGCGAUUCCAUUUCUUCCCCUCGGCGUUGCCGUCGUGUGUCUCCUGAUGAAUAUAGUCCUGCCGGGAUCUGGUACAAUUCUAAGCGGCAUUUGCAUAUUUUGUUGCGCAACGCCACGAAUUCCUUCAAAGUAUGACCAGGACAGCGCCGCCGUUUGCUGUGUAAAUGUGCUAGUGGGCAUGGCUCAAUUCUUCACCACGACUUUCCUACUGGUUGGAUGGUUUUGGGGCGUAUCCUGGGGAAUCAAGAUGAUACAUCUUUCGUUACAAAGACGACGGGAACUAGCAGAUCAAAGGGCUAUAGAGUUGAAGACAAUGGCUAUUAAAGCUUUUAAAACAAGUACACUAGAAUGAAUUUAAAGCCUGCGUUAAGAUACCUGACCGUUUGACUCUGAGUAAUUUUUUGACAUUGUGGUGAGAUUAUUAAAUACGGAAGUAUUUACUUACAUUUAAUGUUAAUGUGAUAUCAUUUUAAAAGUAACUAAAUGUG
Messenger RNA from Dreissena polymorpha, 1879 nucleotides. RefSeq lists its product as uncharacterized. The record is from RefSeq and is a predicted model, not a curated record. Gene Ontology annotation, cellular component: sensory dendrite. Bases 328 to 1743 code for a protein of 471 amino acids. The transcript has 3 exons. NCBI's taxonomy places the organism in Eukaryota, Metazoa, Mollusca, Bivalvia, Myida, Dreissenidae. Gene Ontology annotation, biological process: proprioception; taxis; sensory perception of mechanical stimulus.